This is a messenger RNA of Cottoperca gobio, 3651 nucleotides long. RefSeq lists its product as uncharacterized. NCBI's taxonomy places the organism in Eukaryota, Metazoa, Chordata, Actinopteri, Perciformes, Bovichtidae. Bases 273 to 3185 code for a protein of 970 amino acids. The transcript has 2 exons. The record is from RefSeq and is a predicted model, not a curated record.
UUAAGACAGGAAUUUAAAGUCUUAAAUUUCAACUGACAUGCGUAAGCUUACUGUUCAUAAAAAACAAAAAGACAAUAAUUAUUAAAACAUGUUAAACCAUCAUAAAUCAUAAAAAAAAAUUACAAAAUUUUGGAGAAAUAAAAAGAAGACAGAAAGGCCAAAUUAAAUGAAAUGUUUCCUAUAAAAUACCUUUAACUGAAUUUGUUUUAUCAUCAUAGUUCGGCUCACCUGCCAAGGAUACGUGUUCCGCCUGUUUGACACCUGUCUAUCCAAUGGAAAAAAUGCUGGCCAAUGAACUUAUCCUGCACAACAACUGUUUCUGCUGUAAACACUGUAAAAAGAAGCUCAGCAUUCACAACUAUUCAUCUCUUUAUGGAGAGUUCUACUGCACUUCUCACUACCAACAGCUUUUUAAAAGAACAGGAAAUUAUGAUGAGGGAUUUGGGCACAGGCAACAUAAAGACCGCUGGAUUCAGAAAAAUAAAGAAAUAAAUGAGCCAGAUACUCCGGCAACUCCCAAAAUGACAAAAAGCAACUUAAACACGUCUGAUGGUGUGUUUGUUAAAAGAUCGUCUGCAAGAGAGAUGGCAUAUAACACUGGUGCUGAUGUAAAGAGCAAACUGAAAGUGAGCUGGCCACCAGAGAAGAAGAGUUUUGGGGUUGAAUCAGCACAGCAAACAUAUGUGAAAAAGAAGACAGCUGACAUUGGCAAAACAUCUUCUUCAGGGCAUCACAAAAGUGACAACAACCAAUUAAAGAUCUACAAUGGUGGAGAAAUAAAAGAUGAAGUGAAGACAUUGUCAAGCUCCAUCAUUUCAGGGAUCAAGGAACGAUCUAAGACAACAGGUUAUACUUCAGCUGAGAAGUUGCCAUCAGGGAAAACAAAAGGCAGGAGUGAUCCAACCAAAGACAUCAUCUCUUCGACAACGCUUAACUUUUCUUCACCCUCCCUAGAAACAGGUAUUACUGUCACAAAGCAGAAAAAUGUGGAAUCCAUCACAAGAACAAACUACAAUCCAAAAUCUAACAGGCCGGACGCUUAUCUAAAUAAAGCUAGGAAGUCUGUUCGCUUUGCUCCGAAUUUUGAUGCUGCUCAGAAUGACCUGUCCUCUCAGCUGACCACGGGAGCCAAAGGUGAAGAUCACAGUACACUGCUUUCAGACCAAACUGAACAGAGCAAAGUGACACAAUCUGAGGAUAUAAAAGAUGUCAUUCACAAAAAUAACUGUGAUAAUUUGUCACUUGAGUUUAGCAAAGAACAGAGCCAAAGUGAGGUGUACCUUGAUAUCCCUGAAUAUAAAUGCCUCGGAGAAACACAACUGGAUUUGACACACCAAGGGCCUGAUGUUAAAGUGGAGAGCAGUCAAGAGGCCCCACAGACUGAUAUCACAGUUCUGAAUGGAGUCAUAGAAAAGGUUGAGAAAACACUUGAUGCUCAGAGUUUCACUGAGAUGUUUGAAUCAACUAAAGAAGUUGUGAAAUACCAAGAGCCAUCUGAGAUAUUCCAAGUCAUUCCAGAAAACUCUGUCAACCCGUGUGAAUCAGAAAUACCUGGUACUCUACACAGUCCUGCUGAACAUAUGACCAGAGAGGAGGCCAGUCUUGAGAGGAAUACAAAUCAGUUUGAAAACACUGAGUCAGCCAACGACCAAGAAAGUGCAAGUAGUCAGAAAAAGCCUGUUGCGAGAACAAAUUCUCUGAAGGGUUUUCCAAAACAGACUGAAAAGACAAAAGUCAAACUGGGAUCCUGGUCCAAAGGAAAGAGUCCUAUGUCUAAGCUCUUCACAUCAGGUGGAAGUGACAAAACAAACAAGAUUGAACCAAAAGAUGCCAAGAAACCAGAUGUCAAACCUAGUGGUGGACUCUUAGGAAGACUUUUUCAUUCGUCCUCAGAGAAGGCUGAGAACACCAUAAGAUCAGCUGCGCAAGAUGAAAUAAAAGACAAAACACCUGAUGAUGACAAGAAGACAGAGGAGGUAAAGAAGGACGUUACAAAAGAGAUUCAAAAGGAGGGCAAUGUGUCUCAAGUACCAACUCAGGAACAAGAGGCUGGAGAGCAUAUAAAGGAAAAGUCACAUUCUGCUGAGCCCAACACACUGGAGAGUAACAUAAGUGAGGCUGUAACCAAAUCUACAGAGCCGUCCAGCCUGCUCAAGACUUCAACGAGCGUAACAGGAAAGUACCUAACAGCUCCUGAGCAAACUGAUGAUCAAGAAUCAAAUUUACAAAGCAGUAGUCCUUCUGUAACUGAUCCUGAAACUAAAGAUCUCCCCAAUACUGUGCAAUCAGUGAGCCUAGUGUCUGAGGAGUCAAUCCACCAGUUUAUAUCUGCGAAAAGUGGUGAUAAAGUUUUGAGUGCUCCAAAUAAUGAUGAUUUUUUUGGGGACAGUAGUAGUUCAGCCCUUGUUGACCCGUUGGCCAUUCAGAUAAAUGCGAAUGAAUCUGCUCAAAAGCCAAAUGAACCACUUCAUGCAUCAGACGUAGGAGGAGACCUCGCCGUUGGAGCUCUCCUUGAACUUUCUCAAGAUUCCUCAAAUCUUUUUGAUCCGGAGAUUUUUGUGAAUACCCCUGGUGACAAUUUUUUAUCUUUUUUGAGUGACACCGAUUUGCCUGAAGCUGCUCCCACUGAUAGUUUCAACCUGCUUGAGUCUCACCCAUUACCACCUGAGAAUGACAUGAUGCUUGGCCUGAUAGAUCAGUUUAUAGUCCCAUCUUCAUUACACAUUAACCAAGAUGGGGACCAAAGUCCUUUUGGUACAAACAACCAGGCAAGAGAGCAUGGUGCAGACUUUGACAUAUUCGGUUCAAACAACGUUCUGUUCACUCAGCCACCUAAUGCGCCUCAUGAAGACGGAGCGGAUGCUUCCUCAAACCAACCACCUGCCUUUCCCGAUGACAUCUUCGGAAUCAGUGAUGUGGUUACGGCGCUGCCAUCCACCCCAGCCACUUCUAACUCACUGAACAAUUUACUUGCUUCAGAUACAUCUUCUGCUGUCGCUCCUUCAGCUCAGAAAGAUCUUUUUGCUGAUGACAUCUUUGCAUCAGAACCACAGCUGCUGGCAGUGUCUGAGCCUAGUGAUGUGAAUUUAUUUGUGGACAGCUUAUUGUCUGACAACAACAGCAUUGCGCAAACAGCAGAAAGCACUGUCAAAGAUAAUAGCUGGAUGGAUGAUUUGCUCGGGUAAAAGCAGGACUGUGAAUAUAUAUAAUAUAAUGAUGUAGUACACAAAGUUGGAAUGUACAAAAAAAUUAUUUCAUUAAGAUGUUUUUGAAAAAACAUUUUUUUAAGUUCAUAGAUAUGAUAACCACUUCACAUUUAAUUUUGAAUAAAAACACAACUUAUAUUGCAUUUUAUUUAGAAAUAUGUAUCAAACACAAUCUGCAACAAAAAUGUAAUUUCAAGUUUGUGCAAUAAUACAGUAUGUGUCUACAGCUGCAACAUUGAUGUAUUUUAUGAUAUGGAUAUGAUUUUCUUUCAAAGUUAACCCGCAGAGAAGCAAAGGAUGUGAAGUUUUCUGCACAGCUAUAUUUUGAAGUGAUUUUGCAUGAAUAAAUAGUUAUUAAAAACAGUCAAGAAUAACAAGUAUUAUUUGACUGUGAAAUGUCUGUAAACACUAUAGAAAAAUGAAACUGUAAAUAUUCUGAUGUGAA